Tinamus guttatus (white-throated tinamou) is the source of this 1418-nucleotide messenger RNA. Lineage: Eukaryota; Metazoa; Chordata; Aves; Tinamiformes; Tinamidae. The record is from RefSeq and is a predicted model, not a curated record.
AUGGAGCCUGGCGAGCCCCCAAAGCGGGCCGAGGGGCGCAGAGGAACUGCCCACAGCACACGAGGACAAAGCCAUGGGGACGUCCACCUCUACGCCAGUCCGCACGCCUACCAGCAUCUUUCAGCACUGCUGCUGAAGAGGAAAAGACACCUCUUGGCCCGGGAAAGGCCCCAAAGCAGCGGCGCCGGCUCGCACUUCGCCAAGGACGGGUUCUCCUUGCCUUUCACCGGCUGCCACACCACGUUUCGUGAGCCCUGCCUCCACGAAAUUCGCUCCUCGGACAAGCUGGAUGGGACACUGCAAAUAAAUGGUCUGGUAGGCAUCCUGGGACGCACCAGCGCGCGGGGCUACCGCGCCGCGCUCUGCACCGAGCUGGGCCAGCCCCUGCAGCUGCGGGAUGUCCCCUCGCCUCCCCUGCGGCCCCACCAGCACUUCUGCUGUUGCUUGAAUGGAAAGAUUUAUGUUUGUCUCCUUCUCUUCUUGCAGGUCCGCGUGGGUGUGCAUUACUGUGGGUUAAAUUUUGCAGAUAUUUUGGCCUGCCAGGGUUUGUAUCAGGAAAAACAUGCUCUUCCAUUCACUCCUGGAAUGGAGUUUUCAGGGACAGUCCUGGAGACAGGAGAAAAUGUGAGGACCGUGAAGGAGGGAUGCCAAGUCGUUGGUGUGACUGGCACAGCCGCGAUGGCAGAGGAGUGUGUCGCUGACCAGAAGAUGCUGUGGCGGGUCCCCGAAGGGGUGUCCCACGAGGAUGCCGCGGUGAUGCCCAUCACCUAUGGCACAGCCACGGUGGUUCUCCAGCACCGGGCGCGCGUCCAGCUGGGGGAAACCGUUCUGGUGACGGCAGGAGCUGGGGCUACAGGACUUGCACUGAUUGAUCUGGCUGUCAAUGUUUUCAAGGCAAAGGUGAUAGCAGCAGCUGGCAGUGAUGCCAAAUGUGAGCUGGCUCUGAAGAGAGGCGCGAGCCACAGCGUGAACUACAGCCGGAGCAACCUGAGGGAUGAAGUGAAACGACUCACAGAUGGCAGAGGGGCCAAUGUGGCCAUCGAGGCUGUUGGCGGGGACAUCUUCAAGGCAGCCCUGCAAAGUUUGGCUUGGGAGGGCAGGAUUGUUGUGAUGGGUUUUGCUGGAGGAAAAAUCCCCUCGAUUCCUGCUAACUUGCUGCUUCUGAAGAAUGUGUCUGCCAUGGGAGUGUAUUGGACUCGGUACCAGGAGGAGGACUUCCCUGUCUUCUCUUCCACUAUGUCUUCUGCUCUUCAGUAUUGCCAGGAGGGAAAGAUCCAUCCUCACAUUGGAGCAGUCUUCAAACUGGAAGAGGUAAAUGAAGCUUUUAACCACGUGCUCCAGCGCAAGUCCACAGGAAAGGUCAUCAUCUCCAUGAAGUAAAUCAGCACUGUCCGUGGGACUUGGCCUUCUGCUCUUUU